UUUACUCGUUCGUAAACAAGAUUUUGCAUUCUCUUUAUUAUUUAUCGGGCAUUCCUUUUUGGCUUUCAUAUUUGUUUUAUUGGGGACGUCUUUAAUUUUGGUUUCCACGCGCUCAUUUACUUUGGGGACAGCAUUGGCACAUUGGACUGUUUCCGUUGUGUAUGGAGUAUAUAUUAUGUCACAGAUACUAUUUCUACGUAAUGCCCAAUAUGUUAGGCGAAUUGUUUUCAAUAAAAUAAUUGGAUGUUCGUACCAUGGGAAAGUAAGGGAAAGAAAUGACGGCAACAGUAGUUUGCAGGUAGGGAGUCAAGAAAAUAGAUCUUCCCAACUGUCAAACGAUGUACGACCCUUAGGAGAAAAAAUUAAAGAAACUACAAAGACGGCUAGCUAUACGGCAGUUAUACUUGCUGGAAUCGGUGUGACGGCCGUUAUGUUUUGGGCCAUAUUCCGUGAAUUGUUCUCGAGUACGAGCCCAAAUAACAUUUAUUCUGACGCAUUGGAGAGAGUAAAAGAGGAUAUUCGCGUGCAAGACGCUAUCGGUGCACCAAUAAAAGGUUAUGGGGAGGAAUCCAGGCGUGGUAGGCGACAGCAUGUUAUGCACACUGUAUUUGAACGAAAUGGAGUACCUCAUGUACGGAUGAAAUUCUAUGUGCAAGGUCUGCGAAACAAAGGAACUGUUCACUUGGAAAGCAAAGAGAAUACGCAAGGCAAAAUGAUGUAUCGCUAUUUAUUUGUCCAAUUGGAUCAUUAUCCAAACACAACCAUUGUACUGGAGGAUAAUCGCGCUUUUGACAACUCAUCAUCCCCACCAACAACACCUGAGUUAAACGUAAACCAAUCUUUAGUGGGGGGAUCCAGUCUCUCCUUUGCCUCAUUUGAAAGCAAGAAGUGACUAAAAAAAUUCUAUACCAAAAGUGUUGCUUUUAUACCCAAAGUCAAAUAUUUGUAAUGUGGAGAAUAUAGAGUGUUGCAUUCAGAAUUUAUCCAA
Messenger RNA from Musca domestica (house fly), 988 nucleotides. Its product is annotated as mitochondrial import inner membrane translocase subunit Tim21. The record is from RefSeq and is a predicted model, not a curated record. The transcript has 3 exons. The coding region runs from base 176 to 892 and encodes 238 amino acids. Lineage: Eukaryota; Metazoa; Arthropoda; Insecta; Diptera; Muscidae. Gene Ontology annotation, cellular component: TIM23 mitochondrial import inner membrane translocase complex. Gene Ontology annotation, biological process: protein import into mitochondrial matrix.